GUUUGAAAAGAAACCGUCAUCUUGUCCGUUACUCUGCCCGAAUGAAGAUGGAGCGCAGAGGAGUCGCUAGGAUAAGAAAAAUUAUUUCUAAAAUCACCAAUAGCCAAUGGUUUGCCAACAUCAUCCGGCUAACCCUCGCGCUCAACAUCAUAUUCAUCAUUUACGUGGUUGAUUGGAGACUGAACGAUCUUUCUCCUUCCCUUUACACUGUUAAUGCUUUGUUCCACUGCGUGUACCUGAUGGAGUAUCUGCUGAGGAUAUGUGUGGAUCCGCGGGGCUACUGGAGGAGUCCUCUCAAUGUGCUGUCUGCGUUUGUGCUCCUGCUCUCCUCCGUCUGCAUGAGUCUGAGCGUGCCUCUCAAGAGCCUGAUCUGUGUUUGUGUCCUGCUGGUCUUCAGGCUCAGGAACUACACGGAUAUCGAGCAGGAGUACACUGCGGGCGUCUGGAGGGGACUGAAGAAAGCCAGCUUGAUCUAUUUCUUGAUCUUUGUGAUCGUACUGAUUUUCGCAAUGGCCGGUCACUCGUUUUUUGGAGACCCAAACAGAGGAGAUCCAGAAAACUGGGGAGACCUCGGCACAGCCCUGUUCACGCUCUUCAGACUGCUCGUAUUGUAUAAUUGGACGAGGGUGCAUCAGGACCUCAACAAAGCAGGAGUCAGCUACAGCAGCGUCUUCGUCAUCGGCUUCAUUAUUACAUGCUACUUCAUACUCCUCGUUAUAGCCAGGGCUGUUUUCAUCACUGAAUGCCGGAGUGCAUUUGGGAAGGCAGCGGAAGGGAAGAAGCGUGCGCGUGAAGAGGAGGUAAAGAAGAAGGUGGAGGAGGUGCUGGAAAGGGCUAAACGGCACCAUACCCCAAAACUCCAGCGUGUGAGGGAUCUCAAAAGGCCCUUGUGUCAUGAUCGAUUUAUUUAUGCGCAGGACAAGAUAACUAGUUCUUCUUUCAUAGGAACCUUUAUGCAGCAGCUGAAUAAACGAGAACAAACCAUGUUAGAGGGGUGGCGGCUGAUAAAUGAGAAGAUGUCUGUACUGAAGGAGGAGCUCGAGGACAAGCUGAAUGAGGAAGCUCUUGCUGAAGGGCUGUACAAGAAGUCUGGCAGAUUAGUACUCCUUGGCCUUGGCAAUGCUGGCAAAACGACGCUUCUGCAUAUGCUGAACGAGCACAGACUGGGUCUGCAUGUGCCGACCUUUGACCCCACCUCAGAAGUGCUGAGGAUCGCUGGCGUGACCUUGAGCUGCUCUGAUCUGACUCGAGGGGAGUGGAGGAAGCUUCUCCCAGCCGCCAACGGCAUCGUCUUCCUGGUGGACUGCGCAGAUUACGCCAGGCUGCCCGAGUCCAAAACAGAGCUUGAUGCACUAAUGACAGAUGAAACCAUUGGAAACGUGCCCAUCUUGAUCCUCGGCAACAAGAUCGACAAACCUGAAGCCAUUAGUGAGGAGAAGCUGCGUGAGAUCUUUGGACUCUACAAUCAGACGACAGGAAAGGGCUGUGUUCGUGUGGGCGAGCUGAAGACGAGAGCGCUGGAGCUGUUUAUGUGCAGCGUGACGGAGAGACGGGGGUACGGUGAGGCUCUGCGCUGGCUCUCACACUACAUCAGCUACACAAACACUGCUCAAGCCUGAGCUGCUGCUCUUCCUCUACAUAUAUGAGCUGUUCUCAACAUUACUAAAUAUCACAAUCUCAUAUUACUUUUGUAAAUUAAUUGUUAUAUUAAAAAUGAUU
Molecule: messenger RNA, 1719 nt
Organism: Cyprinus carpio (common carp)
Lineage: Eukaryota; Metazoa; Chordata; Actinopteri; Cypriniformes; Cyprinidae
Biological process (GO): membrane organization; vesicle organization; transmembrane transport
Cellular component (GO): membrane; COPII vesicle coat; endoplasmic reticulum exit site
Molecular function (GO): GTPase activity; monoatomic ion channel activity; GTP binding
Source: RefSeq, a predicted model, not a curated record